Messenger RNA from Drosophila subpulchrella, 1595 nucleotides. RefSeq names its product protein-lysine N-methyltransferase EEF2KMT. The record is from RefSeq and is a predicted model, not a curated record. Lineage: Eukaryota; Metazoa; Arthropoda; Insecta; Diptera; Drosophilidae. The transcript is spliced from 3 exons. The coding region runs from base 100 to 1065 and encodes 321 amino acids.
CGCCGGUUUCGUUUCACGUUGCCACAUUCGUUCGUUGUUUCGUUGUCCACUGGAUUUCAUCCGAAUAACCGAGAAAACUUGGACUUGCAGCUGGGAAAAAUGCCUGGGAAGUACGACAAGUUGCAGCAGCAGUUCCUCUGCUGCUAUCCGGUGAAGAAGAUGGCCUGGUCGACGGUCAAGUUGCCACUAAACUGGGAGGAUCAGCAGGAGCUUAUAGCAGCCACCUGUGGCCACCCAAUGAACAAGCGAUAUCCGGUGCGUCGCAGCUACCUAGAGGCCUUCCUCAAGCAGCUGAUGCACUUGCUCCGGGAGCAGGAGGAUGUUCACGACGAUAUAUACAGCAGCUUGUGUGCCCCAAUGGGGGAUAACCCCGGUGCAACUGGGGCUUCAUCCCCCUCCUACGGCUACAAGCACUAUCUCCUCGAACCGGGCGUUCACAUAACACUCCGCGAGUGCAAGAGCUUCGUGAGCGAAGGUACUACUGGAUUGUGCACCUGGGAGGCGGCCCUGGCCCUGGCCGAUUACCUCCUGCAGCACCGUGACCUGGUCGUCGGCAAGAACAUUGUGGAGCUGGGAGCUGGCGCUGGGCUAGUGGGAAUCCUUCUCAAACUCCCCGCUCUGGAGCUGAAGACCGGUCAGGUCCUCCUCACCGAUGGCAGUGAGCCGUGUGUCCAGCUGAUGCGCGAGAAUAUCGACCUGAACUUCGUGGAUAAGCCAUCGGAGGAGAAGCCCCAGGCGGAGCAGCUGAACUGGGAAGCGGUCAAAGAGUUCCCCUGGCACUUCCAUGCGGAAACGGAUCUUCUUCUUGCCGCCGAUGUGAUCUACGAUGACUCCCAGUUCAGGGCCCUGCUGGGUGCGCUGGAUUACAUGUACACGAGGCGAGGAAGCGGACUGGAAACCCUGGUGGCCAGCACCGUUCGGAAUAUGGACACACUGCACAAGUUUAUGACCCAGCUGGGUCUUAAAGGCUACAAGGUGACUCCCUGUUCAAAUGUCUCGGCCUGUGCCAGCCACUUUUGUCGCGAUCACACCGCCGCCGUUCAGAUUAUCUCCAUACGACGCUAGUUUUAGUCCUAAAAUAAACCGACACCACGAAAACAAACAUUCACUAUCUGGAUCUCAGUUAAGAACUUAAUGGUUCCGCUGUUUGGAUUGUAAUUAACAGGAUUCAACGGGAGCUAUGAUGGUUCCUAAAUGUUAUCCGUUAAAAAGUAAUAUCUAAAAUACAGUUUCCGAACUUUGAGGAAAGAUAUCACCAGCUUAUCAAUGAAGGUAAAUUAGAGUUGACUUAGUAUGGUGGUAUUCUAUACCGAAAUCAAUGAUCACUGAUCCAAUAUUUUUUUUUAUCAGAGUAUUUGAUAUACAUAUUCCAUAUUCCAUAUAAUAUUUGUGUUACUUUAAUAAUUAGUAUGGUGUUUCUUAACUCAAUGGAAAGAUACCCAUAUAUAACUAGUGGUAUAUUUUAGUUUUUAAACUUUGGUAGAAUUUGAUGGCAAAAUUACACUAUUAAAAUAAGUAAAUUCGGGGCAACAAAUCGAUAUGUAUGGGUAUUUCAAUAUUUGCAAUAUUAAAUAAAAACCUUUCUUCUUAAUCAA